Microtus oregoni (creeping vole) is the source of this 192-nucleotide messenger RNA. RefSeq names its product small proline-rich protein 2I-like. Gene Ontology annotation, cellular component: cornified envelope. The transcript has a single exon. NCBI's taxonomy places the organism in Eukaryota, Metazoa, Chordata, Mammalia, Rodentia, Cricetidae. The record is from RefSeq and is a predicted model, not a curated record. Bases 1 to 192 code for a protein of 63 amino acids.
AUGUCUUACCAAGAGCAGCAGUGCAAGCAGCCCUGCCAGCCUCCUCCUGUGUGCCCACCCACAAAGUGCCCAGAGCCCUGUCCUCCUCCAAAGUGCCCUGAGCCAUGCCCCCCUCAGCCAUGCCAGCAGAAAUGCCCUCCUGUGCAACCUCCUCCACCCUGCCAGCAGAAGUGCCCACAGAAGAACAUGUGA